Molecule: messenger RNA, 1580 nt
Organism: Amphiprion ocellaris (clown anemonefish)
Lineage: Eukaryota; Metazoa; Chordata; Actinopteri; Pomacentridae
Gene: dusp11
Product: dual specificity phosphatase 11 (RNA/RNP complex 1-interacting)
Exons: 9
Coding region: 276-1469 (397 amino acids)
Biological process (GO): protein dephosphorylation
Molecular function (GO): protein tyrosine/serine/threonine phosphatase activity; polynucleotide 5'-phosphatase activity
Source: RefSeq, a predicted model, not a curated record
GCGUCAGCUAGCGGCCUACGUCAUCAACGCGCGCCGUCAGUCGGUGUUUUACUGCUCCAGAAUGUUUUUUGUUUUCCGACAGAAACGGAGAUGAAAGUGAGUUUUUAGAGGAUUGAAGCGUCUCACGGACUUUAUGUAUUUUAUUUACAGUUUGUUUGUUUUAAUUUGAAGCUGCUGCCGGAAGGAGAAAUCAGCUGUUCGCUCUGAGUUUGUCCACGUGGUGGUUUUUAGAUGAUUUUAUAGUUUUAUAGUUAAGCUAAAAACAGAAAGAAAACAUGACGGGAGGCAGAAAGAAGAACGGAAUCCCGGACCGGUGGCUGGAUUACUCAGCGGUUGGAAAACGGCUUCACGGGACUCGAUUCAUCGCCUUCAAAGUUCCUCUGAAGCAGGCUCUGAACCGGCGGCUCUCCUCCUCCUCAGACGUCUUCAGUCACUGGGAUCUUCUGGACGCUUUGAAGAAACAGAACCAGGAACUGGGUUUGAUCAUCGACCUGACGUUCACCAGCAGAUAUUACAGACUGACGGACGUUCCUCAGUCUCUGCUCUGUGUGAAGAUCUUCACAGCUGGACACGAAGUUCCGAGUGACGAAACCAUCCUGAGCUUCAAACGAAGCGUCCGGCAGUUUCUCCGAGAAAACCAGGACAACGAUAAGCUGAUUGGAGUUCACUGCACCCACGGCCUGAACCGAACCGGUUACCUGAUCUGCAGGUACCUGAUCGACGUGGACGGCAUGGAUCCCAGCGAGGCGGUGCAGCUGUUCAACUCGUCUCGAGGUCACGACAUGGAGAGACAGAAUUACCUGGACGACCUGCAGCGAGGACCGAGGAGGAGUAAUGAUGGGAUGGAGGAACACGACCAGGAGCCUCAGAAAGGUCAGGCUCUUCAUCCUCCAGGUCUGACUUCAUCUGACGAGACAAGAAGUGAUUCUAACGACGGCUGGAGCCAACGAACUUUCUGUGGUUCUUCCAGAUCUUUUCCUCCCAGAGGUCUGGUCCAUCAUCCUUAUCACCGCCUCCCCCCUCCUCACUCCCCGUCCCGGUACCACUGGCCCCGACCGGAGAACCUCCGGUCCAGAUACGAUCCACCGGAGAACCUCAGGUCCAGAUACGAUUCAGCGGAGAACCUCCGGUCCAGAUACGAUCCUCCGGAGAACCUCCGGUCCAGAUACGAUCCACCUGAGAACCUCCGGUCCAGAUACGAUCCUCCAGAGAACCUCCGGUCCAGAUACGAUCCUCCUGAGAACCUCAGGUCCAGAUACGAUCCUCCUGAGAACCUCAGGUCCAGAUACGAUCCUCCUGAGAACCUCCGGUCCAGAUACGAUCCUCCGGAGAACCUCCGGUCCAGAUAUGAUCCUCCACCUCCACCCCCCCUGCCCUGGUGGGACCAUGGAGAACCUGAAGAGUUCUGGGAGCCCAAACUGAGGCCCAGAUCUCAGAACCGACACAGAACCAACGGGUACGACUACUGAGGUUCUGUAGCGACUCACAGAACCGACAGAACUUUUAUUAUUAUCUUCUAAAAUAAAAGAAAACUUUGUUUGAACUCAGAUUCUGUUCAGUAAAUAAAACAUUAAAACCUG